GGUGGUGGAGAAAACAACACUGGCAGUUUUAACUCUUUCAAACAGCAGGAUGAUGAAUAUGGAGGGGAAGAUGAUGCCGAAGUCCAGCAGGAAUGCCUUCACAAAUUUUCCACCCGAGAUUAUAUCAUGGAGCCCUCCAUUUUUAAUACUUUAAAGCGGUACUUCCAAGCGGGUGGUUCUCCAGAGAACGUGAUUCAGCUCUUAUCGGAGAAUUACACCGCCGUGGCUCAGACAGUAAAUCUUUUGGCUGAGUGGCUUAUUCAAACAGGCGUUGAACCUAUUCACGUCCAGGAAACCGUGGAAAACCACUUAAAAAGUUUGCUGAUUAAACACUUUGAUCCACGUAAAGCAGAUUCCAUUUUUACAGAGGAAGGAGAGACUCCAGCAUGGCUUGAGCAAAUGAUAGCACACACAACGUGGCGAGACCUCUUCUACAAGCUGGCUGAAGCUCAUCCAGACUGCCUUAUGCUGAACUUUACUGUCAAACUUAUCUCUGAUGCUGGAUACCAAGGGGAGAUCACCAGUGUAUCAACAGCCUGCCAGCAGUUGGAAGUCUUUUCUCGUGUGCUGCGGACCUCUCUAGCUACUAUCUUAGAUGGUGGAGAAGAAAAUCUGGAGAAGAAUCUACCAGAAUUUGCUAAAAUGGUGUGCCACGGUGAGCACACGUAUCUUUUUGCUCAAGCUAUAAUGUCCAUGUUAGCACAAGAAGAACAAGGUGGCUCUGCUGUGCGCAGAAUUGCUCAAGAAGUUCAGCGAUUUGCUCAUGAGAAAGGCCAUGAUGCCAGUCAGAUCACCCUGGCGUUGGGUACUGCAGCUUCCUAUCCCCGUGCCUGCCAAGCCCUUGGCGCCAUGCUGUCAAAAGGAGCUCUGAACCCAGCAGACAUCACAGUCCUCUUCAAGAUGUUCACAAGCAUGGAUCCUCCUCCUGUAGAACUGAUUAGAGUUCCUGCUUUUUUAGAUCUCUUUAUGCUGUCACUGUUUAAGCCAGGAGCAAAAAUCAAUCAAGACCACAAGCACAAAUAUAUCCACAUUUUGGCCUAUGCAGCUAGUGUGGUGGAAACAUGGAAAAAGAACAAGAGGGUGAGCAUCAAUAAAGAUGAGCUCAAGUCAACUUCAAAAGCAGUUGAAACAGUUCACAAUCUUUGCUGCAAUGAGAAUAAAGGCGCUUCAGAGCUUGUCGCAGAGCUGAGUACCCUUUACCAGUGCAUCAGAUUUCCAGUUGUAGCCAUGGGGGUAUUAAAAUGGGUCGACUGGACUGUGUCAGAACCCCGAUAUUUCCAGCUUCAGACAGAUCACACUCCAGUGCAUUUGGCGCUGUUGGAUGAGAUCAGUACAUGCCACCAACUGCUUCAUCCUCUAGUCUUGCAGCUUCUUGUCAAGCUCUUUGAGACUGAGCACUCUCAGCUUGAUGUCAUGGAGCAGUUGGAGCUUAAGAAGACUCUUCUGGACAGAAUGGUUCACUUGUUGAGUCGUGGAUAUGUCCUCCCAGUGGUGAGCUAUAUCCGGAAAUGUCUGGAGAAGUUGGAUACGGAUAUAUCUCUGAUCAGAUACUUUGUGACUGAGGUACUGGACGUGAUCGCUCCUCCAUAUACCUCUGACUUUGUGCAGCUUUUUCUUCCAAUUCUGGAGAAUGACAGCAUUGCAGGAACAAUUAAGACGGAAGGCGAGCAUGACCCAGUGACCGAGUUUAUAGCUCACUGUAAAUCGAAUUUCAUCAUGGUCAGCUGAACUAGGGAAGAAAUUCCAAAUCCUGAAGCCACUGGUGAUCAGGCCCCUCUCGUGCUGCACAAAGAAAACUGAAAUGGUUUGCUGAUCGGUUUCAGGUUAAGUAGGAGCUCACACCGGUCAAUUUUAUUUAUGUAGAAAGCAGUCACUGCCAUGACUUGUCAAUACUUCAAACCUUGGUCCUCUUGAAGAAGAGCAGAAAGGAUGGUGGAGGUUGCCUGCUCCAAGUAUAUGACCUAGCGAAAUAUGAUAGCAAUGAUAUUCUUAGAGAUGGUUUCUUGAGAAAUUCAUUGUUUUAGUAUACAACUGGUUACUUCUAGUAAGUAGAGCUGACACUGUGUUAUGAAUUCUCUCUGCUCUCUGUGUUCCAGUCAGUUCUGUAGACUGGAAAAGCAGUGCAUUAAUUUCUCAUACCUGCUUGAUUCUUGACAAUCCUAUAAAUUUCUGGCGAAAGUAUGUGUCAGAUCUGCCCUAUCUGAAAAUACCCUUACGUGAACCGUCUCCAACCUGGACACCCUUAGAUGUGGUGGGACUACAUUUCCCAUCCUUUGGCAGACCCCAAGCUGGAUAAGUCUCUUUAUGAUGGCUCUAUGAUAAUAUUGUAGCUUGUAAAUCAACCAUCAUGGAUGAUUGCUGAGAAACUGCACUAUGCUUAGUGACUGUUGCAUUCCAGUUCUGAAUCCUUUUAAAAAAGAAAAUCAUUUGUGCAUCACAAAUGUUUAUGUUUGCAGACCUUAGCAAAGAAAUACAGGUAUUUUGGGUUCUUUUAGGAGAAAAUAUUAAAAUAUUAACCAUUAUCAGUAAGUUUCAUUACUUUGAGAGAAAUAUAUAUAUCUACUGUUACAUUUCUCUAAAUGCAUAGAAGCAUAUACAGUAAUGUAUAACUUUUCAGGCCUGCCUUCUUGCUGCAUGUCAGAUGAGUGAGAAGUAUGACAGCUUGUAAUUUUUAAUAAAUUUUCUUUUGGGUAAAAAGUGUUGCACUUGUUGAAUGUA
This is a messenger RNA of Python bivittatus (Burmese python), 2718 nucleotides long. The record is from RefSeq and is a predicted model, not a curated record. NCBI's taxonomy places the organism in Eukaryota, Metazoa, Chordata, Lepidosauria, Squamata, Pythonidae.